AUGCACAAUCAAGAACAUGGGCAGCCCGACCAGGCUUUACCCUCAAAUAACGGUCAAUCAUCCUCGAAGUCCUCGCGACCCAACGGCAAAGGCUACGAAGAGCGCGAGAACGCCAUUGCCUCGAUCAAAUCAUCCAUUGGCCCGCGGAAAGUUCCCAUAGACCUUGAAAGCCUUAGCCUCGAUCCAAAACUUCCACCGAGCAUGUCACAUGGCCCCGCCAAAAGGAAUGGAGCAUCUGCGAAGCAUUACAACGAGGUCGAAGACGAUGACCUGGAGGAUUUAGAGGCGCGAGUUGCUGCAAGGAAGGAUGAAGAGGAGGAGGGCUCGUCUGCACCACCUGCUACAAAUGGCGCAUCUUCCCCGUACAUUACCUCUGCUCCUGCAGUGGACUUUGACGGACUUUCAUGGCCAAGCACUGGCACACUAGCACGUCUUCGGGAGAAGGAGAGCCCAGAGGAAGCGCAGGCGAGAUUGCAGAAGCUCGCAGGCGCAGUACGGACUAUGUUGGAAUGUAUCGGGGAGGAUCCGGACAGAGAGGGCUUGCAUGGUACACCGAUGCGGUACGCCAAAGCCAUGAUGUUCUUCACCAAGGGCUACGAGGAGAAUCUGCGGGACAUCGUUAAUGGCGCCGUGUUCCACGAAGAUCACGAUGAGCUGGUCAUUGUCAGGGAUAUCGAGGUCUACAGUCUGUGCGAGCACCACUUGGUGCCGUUUAUUGGAAAGAUGCACAUUGGGUAUAUCCCGUCUCAACGAGUAAUUGGCUUGUCCAAGCUGGCACGUAUCGCGGAGAUGUUUAGUCGUCGCCUGCAAGUACAGGAGCGAUUGACGAAGCAAGUAGCCCUUGCUCUUCUAGAGGUACUGGACCCGCAAGGCGUCGCCGUUGUCAUGGAGAGCACGCACAUGUGCAUGGUGAUGCGGGGAGUGCAAAAGUCAGGAUCCAUUACCACGACGAGCUGCAUGCUUGGUGCCAUGCGCAAGCGGGCGAAGACCCGAGAGGAGUUCCUGAGUCUGCUUGGGCGCAGGUAG
Ramularia collo-cygni is the source of this 1026-nucleotide messenger RNA. Its product is annotated as related to GTP cyclohydrolase I. Gene Ontology annotation, biological process: tetrahydrofolate biosynthetic process; tetrahydrobiopterin biosynthetic process. The coding region runs from base 1 to 1026 and encodes 341 amino acids. Gene Ontology annotation, molecular function: zinc ion binding; GTP cyclohydrolase I activity; GTP binding. Lineage: Eukaryota; Fungi; Ascomycota; Dothideomycetes; Mycosphaerellales; Mycosphaerellaceae. The transcript is spliced from 2 exons. Gene Ontology annotation, cellular component: cytoplasm. The record is from RefSeq and is a predicted model, not a curated record.